AUGCGUGGUGGUAUUAGCGUACCACUGGUUAAUUCUGGUAUUCUUAGCGAUGUUGACAUGAUGUUAGAGGCGUUCAAAGAGAAGCGCUCAGUUCGGCUGGUCAAAUUCCAUGAAGUCGCCGUUGAUUUUGAACUGUGCAAUGUCUACGCUGGACGAUUGAAUGUUCCGGAUUUGCUAGAGUUCGCGGAAUGCUUUCUGAGAGCUGCUUUCGAUUGUGCAAGGCCUAGAAAGGAGACCAAAAUUGGAGAAUUAGUUGAAAGGACCUUGACAGAGCGAAUUUUCGGCAUCUACGCCACUUAUGUUUUGUAUUAUGCGCAGCCCACUGACUACGUCUCCAAGAUUCUUGUGACUUCACAAGAUCUUGUCGACCUUAAGCAGUUUGUCACUGAGUCACUACUUCCCGGACGUCAUCUGGACACUAUCGGCUGCAUCUAUAAGCUUCUGGCAGAUGAUGCAUUUAGUGUUGGCGCUUUUCCAAAAUGUUAUGAUCCCGCUUGCCAUCGCGGUUACACCCUACCAUUUUCACCCGACGACGUCGUUGAUGAGGAUGAGAAACAUGCCCCAUUAGAGGCCGCUGCCUCAAUUAUGGAGCAUCCCAUCCUGAAGACAAUGGCGCAUGUGCAGCAAGAAAUGGAGUUAAAACAGAGUCUCAUUUCAGACCGUCCUAUUGUAGCAGAGUUGAAGGACAACUUUUUGAAUCGAUUGACCAACAUAUAUGCGUCCUUAAAACGAGAAGUCGAUAAGAGUGCUGUGACAAAUGAAAAUGGAGUGGUGAUAAGUGGCGCAACCGAAGAACUGGCUCAAGGUCCAAGUCGGUCGUCGAUAAAGGACAAGGCUUACGGUUCGUCUAUACAAUACGCGAGAAAUCGACGCUAUGCAGAUCCGAAUAUGCACGAAAACUUUCCUGAUGCUGGAAAUUGUGAUGAGGAAAAGGAUGAGGAUUUGACAGUUUCUGAUAGCCAGCCGGCUGCGGAUGUAGCUUCUCCUCCGAAGAGGAAGAGGAAACCUAGGAUAAAACUGAUAGGGGCUAAACCUCCUGAUGCAGCUGAUGGUACUCCUGGUGAAAGUUCUAAAGAAGUUGCACCUUCACCUCAACGUCGUCAGAAAAUGAGAGCGCCUAAACGUGCCAAAGGUGUACCAUUAUCAAGUGAAGCGAAACCUCUCUCGGAUGAAGUUCAACCCGAAAUAACAACUCCUGUCGAAGAGCAAGUCACAAGUAAAGUAGUCAGAGUGGAACCCGCUUCAUCAAAUAAGCAACCAGCUCGACCUCCUGUAGAUCCUGAAUUCGAAGCUGAAAUGAAGCGCAUUGAAGCGCUACUGGAUGAUAGCCAGAGCCAGCGAGCCAAGGAACUUCUCGGUUGA
Molecule: messenger RNA, 1362 nt
Organism: Haemonchus placei
Lineage: Eukaryota; Metazoa; Nematoda; Chromadorea; Rhabditida; Trichostrongylidae
Source: the annotation of a GenBank genome assembly